GCUUCAGCCCAUUCUCCAGAGAAGAAUCUUCUUUGGGAGGGAGGUUGGUUUUGCUGACAGGAAGCUGUUACCUGCUUUUCAGCUCAAGUCUCGCACUUACCUUGGCCCGACUGCUAUGGAUGCUGAAAUGGCUUUCUUGAUGGCUAAUCAAGCUAAAGCUACAUCUGGAAAGCUUGUGUAUGACCCUUUCGUUGGUACAGGGAGCAUUCUCGUUUCUGCUGCACGUUUUGGUGCAAUGACAAUGGGUGCAGAUAUUGAUAUCAGAGUAGUGCGUGAUGGACGUGGUCCAGACUGUAAUGUUUGGAGCAAUUUCAAGCAGUAUGGACUACCUAUGCCAGUUGCUUUACUUAGAAUGGAUAAUAAUCUUCCUCCUUGGCGUUCCGGGCUAAACGAGAUAUUUGAUGCGAUUAUAUGUGAUCCACCUUACGGGGUUCGAGCUGGUGGACGCAAAUCCGGUGGCAGGAAAAUCCUGAGAGGGACGGUGGAUCCUUACACAGUCCCUGAAGACAAAAGGACAGAUCACAUUCCAUCCACUGGUGCAUAUAGUCUAGUGGAGUGUGUUCAUGAUCUGCUUCACCUCGCUGCAAGAAUGCUGGUGAUGAAAGGGAGGCUAGUCUUUUUCUUCCCGGUUUUGAGAGAUGAGAAUGGCAGUGAGGUUAAGUUUCCAGAGCACCCGUGUUUCAAGUUGGUGGCUGUCUCUGAACAGAUCUUGAGUUCGCGGUACAGUAGGGUUUUGCUGACCAUGGUGAAAGUAGAGCCUUAUAGCCAAGAGGUUGAGGAAGCUGCUCGUUUAAUGCAUUUGGAGUUUAGAGAGAAUCAUCUUAAGUGGUUAGAGGAAGGUAAUAUUCAUUCCUCUGUGUUUAAACCUUCUGAUCAUUCACAGAUUCGUGCUGAUACCAAAAGCUUUAAAGAUCCUAAACCUAAGUAUAGAGGGAAGUAUGUGUAAGCACUGAGUUUUGUACUCUUUAUGUUGUAUUUGGUUAGUUUUGUGCUGAACGCUGUAGUUCUGAAUGUGUUUCCAUUUUCCAAUACAGAUAACUUUUAGGGUUAUUGGCAAACAAAUGUAUGCAAAAAAAUACAUAACAAAAGAGCUGAUAAGCAUAUGAUUAACCUACAAAAAUAUAACAGUCAGGAUUAAAUUCUUAGACUAUCAAAAUCAGGAUUAAAGUUUUCAAAAUAAAAAAACUUUCUUCGUCACACGUGAUUAGGAGAUUCUUGAUUAAUAUAAAUAAACGCUUCUCUAAGUCUUCUUCAAAAUCUGGGACUGUGUACUGUAGUAGCAGUUAAACAUCCCACGUUCUUUGUUUACAACUUCUUACCAUCCUUCCCUAGACAAAGGC
Brassica oleracea var. oleracea is the source of this 1340-nucleotide messenger RNA. Its product is annotated as tRNA (guanine(10)-N2)-methyltransferase homolog. Gene Ontology annotation, biological process: methylation. Gene Ontology annotation, cellular component: cytoplasm. The record is from RefSeq and is a predicted model, not a curated record. The coding region runs from base 116 to 946 and encodes 276 amino acids. Gene Ontology annotation, molecular function: nucleic acid binding. The transcript is spliced from 4 exons. Lineage: Eukaryota; Viridiplantae; Streptophyta; Magnoliopsida; Brassicales; Brassicaceae.